This is a messenger RNA of Ostrea edulis (European flat oyster), 1276 nucleotides long. RefSeq lists its product as uncharacterized. The transcript has 3 exons. The coding region runs from base 620 to 1132 and encodes 170 amino acids. NCBI's taxonomy places the organism in Eukaryota, Metazoa, Mollusca, Bivalvia, Ostreida, Ostreidae. The record is from RefSeq and is a predicted model, not a curated record.
ACCAGGCGUAUUUAAAACUCAUUAAAAAGGCAAAAAAAGACCUCGGGGACAAAGAAAUUCCGGAGUGUUUAUUUCACUUUGAGGUCAACGAGCAGAAAACGAUGAGAAAGAGAAAGAGGAAAGAAACGGAGAAAGCAAAAGACAAGUCCCAAAAAGAGAAAGAUCAGUAAGGAGAAAGUGACAUAAAAAAAAAACCGUCACUGAAACUGAGAUAAAUAAAAUUAUUUUAGCAGCUCAGUUUGAGGACAGUGGUAGUGAUGAUGAACACUCUCAUACUAGGAGAGACACACCUACCUUAACAUCAACACCCGCGCACCCAAACACACAGUGCCAAGGCAGGACAAACACACCUCACCUAAUACCCGUACAUCCAGACACACCUCACCUAACACCCGUACAUCCAGACUCACCUCACCUAACACCCGUACAUCCAGACACACCUCACCUAACAUCCGUACAUCCAGACACACCUCACCUAACACCCGUACAUCCAGACACACAGAGGUCGAAACAAAUAGGCCAAAAUUUUAUAUCGCCUUAUGAUACACAGCACCUACAUUACACACCUUUGCGGAAAAAAACAACCACCAAGCCUCUGCCUUGUCAUAAAUAUGGGUCAAUGUACGACACGCCCCCCAUCCGACUACCUCGUAUUGAACUAAAUCCAUCAGCACAUUUUACCACAAGCAGGCCAUCAUCUCCUUUGGGAAUGACAGCAUUGUCCACGACAUGGUCAAUGUGUACGUCUGCAAUGGACAAUGUCAUACCGGUAACUGACCAUCACAAUGUUCAGCCACCACAGACUUCACAAGCUUCAAGUAAUAGGACACUCCCAGCUCCAAGUCCGGAGGUAUUAGAUGUACUACGCGGACUAAUGCGACCAGAUGUACAGUGUUACCUAACAAAAUUAGUCGAAGCAUUUACAGACGGACAACCGGAUAACACAGCCUUCCGGGUAAACAAGACACGACGACCUCUCUAUAUUGACCAGCACAUCAGCAACGAAACUCAAGAACAUUUAGAUACUCUUCCGCAGGACUCCGCCCCACAGAUGGUGUGUAACCUACAAGUUGAUGCAAAAAUUAUUGUCAGUGAAAAUCAAAGUGCCUAUCACUUACUUUAUGAAAUUUGAUACAAUUACUGUGUAAUUACAAUUAGUUUGCACUUGGUUUUUCAACAACUUGAAAUAUUGUUUAGCAAAUUAACCAAUAUUUAGAUAGUUAGAAUAAUUAUAAGAACCUCGAUCUUUCUUCUCAGGUCAACAUGAAUGACAGUA